Messenger RNA from Cloeon dipterum, 5746 nucleotides. It is a transcript of the gene da, whose product is annotated as daughterless. The transcript has 19 exons. Gene Ontology annotation, biological process: regulation of transcription by RNA polymerase II. Lineage: Eukaryota; Metazoa; Arthropoda; Insecta; Ephemeroptera; Baetidae. The record is from RefSeq and is a predicted model, not a curated record. Gene Ontology annotation, molecular function: RNA polymerase II cis-regulatory region sequence-specific DNA binding; DNA-binding transcription factor activity, RNA polymerase II-specific; protein dimerization activity. Bases 44 to 2179 code for a protein of 711 amino acids. Gene Ontology annotation, cellular component: transcription regulator complex; chromatin.
GUCAUUCCCAGGCGUUUGCUCCAGUCGACAACUUCGUGUGAAGAUGGCGACUAGCGAUGAUGAGCCUAUGGCGCUCUAUGAAGUUUUUCAAAAUUGUUUUAACAAAAUAGCCAACAAAAAUCCAGAGAAGCCAGUGUUUAAUCCAUCCUAUGGCAACAUGGACAAUGGAAUGGCUUACUCAGGCAACUACCCUGGCAGCACGGGGGGCGCGCCAGGCGAGGGUUUCAGUCCUGAGACGCCCUACUUCAAUUUCACGAACGCAGCAAGAAGACCCGGUGCGCCAGCCGGUGUCGCCAAACGGAAAAAAGAAAGUUUAGAUCCAGCCGACGGUGGAGGAGAGAUCACAGCGCAACCACAUUGGGUAUGUACCAGUCGGACUAGAACUGAUGCUAAUUACAUUAGAACUUGCACACACUCGGUAUGUAGACCGACAAACAUGUCAAAUGUAGCCCGCUUUCCACCUCAAUAUGGUUCCAAUAACACCUCGUAUGGCUCGGAUGAGUUCGGCCAGGAUUCGCCGAGCUACACACCUCCCAAGAGUAAUGCAAACCUCUUCCAAGAACCCUAUUUCCUGGAAGCGUCUGCUGGAGCGCCGGGACACACGGACCACUGGGCCGGCCCCACCCCCGCAUCGGCCUACGGCUACGGCUCGCCGGCGGGACCCAUGGGUCCGGCGGGCCCAGCGGCACCUCACCUCGCACAAGCCGUCGGCUACUCGUCUGCAAUGCACCUCACCGAACAUAUGGGCUAUGGGACCAUGUCACCUAGCCAGCAGCAACAAGAUUCCUCCACCCUGAUCAACACCAGUCUGCCUCCAAUGUCGAGUUUCCGCGGCCCCGCGAGUGGCGGCGCGCCGCCCGGCGCUGCCGGCCCUUCGGCCACGCCAGCGGCCGCCACCCCCGCGGGGGCGGCCGUUCCCACUCCCAGCCCCUUCGCGGGGGCGACGGGCGGCAGCCCGGUCGCCCCUCCACCUCCUCAAACUCCUGGAGAGACUAUCAACAAGGCACUCGCUUCCAUUUACCCCGCGGAUCAAAGUGCCAGCAGCUACAGCUCCAACCCCUCCACCCCUGUUAGCUCGCCACCCCCGCUGACGAACGCUAACGGACCCUGGCCACCCUCGCAAGGACCAAACCCGUCUUCGCCCCACUUCAUAUCGGACCGGUCCAACCUAGCGAUGGCUCAAACCGGGCAACGUAGAUUUGAUGAUGCCCUCGGAGUCCUGACGACUCAAACCCACGCUGAGAAUGGCCUAUUACAGGGGACGAACAUGGACGACGCACUCAACGUCCUGCGCAACCACGCCGAGAUCCAGGACAUGGUCUCGGGGGCUCCGGAGAUAAUGCACGCCGCGCUCGUGGCCACGAUAAGCGCCAACGGGGGCGGCCCGCACCAAACAGCAUCACAUUCCAACGGUAUCAGGCUCUCUGGCUACCACAUGGAGCACCUGUCAAGCCCUCACCCCGGCACCCCCGGCUCGGCGCUACCUUCGGCCGCGCCCACCGCUGGUCUCAACCCCGUGGGUGCCAACUACGCGCCGCUCAACUCGGACACUGACGGCAACAUCAAAAUCGAAAGGCUCAGUACAAGUAAGCCAAAAAAACGAAAGCUGGAGCCCCCGCCCGACAGCACAGACUCAAAGCCAAGCAGUAGCGACCACGGACUUAAUGUUUUGCCCGGUCCCAACUCAACGAGUUCCACUGCUGGAGGAGGAAAAGGAUCAAAACGCACCCGCAGUAUCAGUGUCAACAGCUGCUCCAGUGCCGAUGAGGAUGAAGACCCUGCCACAAAAGCUCAAAGAGAGAAGGAGAGGCGACAGGCAAACAAUGCUAGGGAAAGGGUUCGAGUAAAAGACAUAAACGAGGCUUUCCGUGUUCUGGGCCAAGUUGUCUCGGCCCAUUUCACGAACAAAAGUGAACAAACCAAAGUUGAUAUCUUGACGCAGGCUACCGAUCUGAUUGUGCAUUUGCAGAACCGUGUGAAAGAGCGUAACCUGAACCCGAAAGCUGCCUGCCUAAAGCGUAGAGAGGAGGAAAAAGCAGACGAUGGUCCAAAAAUGGCAGCCCACCACAUGGGACACCCUCCUCACAUGGCGCAGCCCUUCGGUACCAUGCCCGCCGAAAUUCUUGAAAAUUUUCAACAAAUUAUGGAGUCUGAAGUUAUGAGUGGCAGUGGCAGAUAAACUUGAACUUUGGGGCCGCAGCCGCCACUACAGCACACCUCAGGCCCACCGCAGUAACAAAGGAUGAGACCGUAACUGCCGGACUAAACGACGUGUGAGUUGGGAAGUGACACAAAAGUGACCUCAGUGACUAUCACAAAUGUUGUACGAAUCAUCCUCCAAGUGUAAAAAUAGCGCAGUAAAGUGAAUAAAAAAACUAGACAAAAGGAUGCUGGAAGAAAGUGAGAAAGAAAAGUGUGAAACCGUCAAAGAAGUUAUUAAGGGUUUUUUAUAAUUGACUCUCUUCUUUUUGCAUUAUCAUAAUGUGGUCAAACUGUCAGAAAGUUAUAUAGUUUACCACGCACUUGUGUCUGCUCUUCUUUUUUUCCAUUUAUCAGAAUGGGAAUAAAAUGGCUUGAGCUGAUUUUUUUGUCUGAUGACGAGGAAAAUCUCGCUCACGAACGGGAAGGUGCAAAAGGAUUUCUUCGCUGAUCACAAUUCCUCUCACUUAAUAAUUGCAUCUCCUGUGCAAUUUUUAAUUACGUGCUUAGGUUUAUUUUGUGUUAAUAUACUUUAUGAUUUCCACUUGGUGCUCGAUCUGGAUUGUCCCUAAGAUCUUCCUGAUCGAGACGCGGUUUCUUUUACUGCUUAUUUGAUUCAAAAAGUAAUUAUAUUUAAAUAAGUGCUAUUUUUAUUAUUUAUGGGUGACAACAAAAUCUUAGAUUGCAAUUGUAUAUUUUCAUGUAGCCUCUUGAUUUUCAGUAAUUCUUAAGUGAACAAAAUUCCCAAGUAUAUAAUUUCUUAAGCAGCGUGAAGAAGCAGAUUGAUAUAUUACAAAUUAAAACUAAAGCUUAAUCCUUCAAUCCUCAAUGAAUUAUGGAAUAACUGACACAAAUUUUUGUAUAUCAAAAGCGUUUAAUUAUUUUAGGACGUCGUCUAUCAUUCCAAAAAUGGCAUGUUCAUUUUUUAAUUGCUCUCUUAAUUGUGACUUUUUGUACCAAACAAACAAGCAAACUACCAUCGAACUUAAAAGCUCAAAUUUUCUUGCCCGCGCGGACCGAACAAAUUUUUUGCUGCAACAUCAGUAUUAGCUUGACCCAUUCUAAGUAAGGACGGUAGACGCAGCAUUUUUUACGUCUAGAACUUACUUGUUUUGGCUUUGUUAUUCAUACCAAACAAUUGUGAGACCAACAAUCUGCUCUUGCCUCUACUGUCCUUCGCCCAUUUGAGGAUGGCAGAGAAAAGGAUCCAACAAUCCUGUUACUGGGGGCACUGGUUUGCUCCGCAAUGAUUAAGCCCAAAACCAUCAUAGACCCAAAAUUCCGAAAAAAUUAAUAUCACAGCAAGCGUGCAAAGGCCGAAAUCCUUUUUUAUGCAACAGAAAGAAUGUUUCUUUCUGUUGCAUAAAAUUUUAGCAUUUGCUAUCAAUUUUAGCAUUUGCUAAAAAUUUUAGUUACCAGCCUGUUGGCUUGCAUUGUUAAGACAUUCUCAGGAGUGUCAAAAUGUCAAAGCAAUGGGAGAUAUUUGAGCUGUUUGGGGAUCUCACACUGGCAAAAGGUGGUUAAUUAAGUGACUCGAAUUGCUCAAAUAGCUCAACAGGCUGGUAGGAGGCGCCACUAGCUGGUUUUCGAACCUUUUUAGCAGCUUUUGGCGCUUCGGUGCGGGGAGGGGAAAAGAUGGGUACGAUUUGGCCCAAGCUCCUCCGCGGGCACUCAAGCUCCAUAUUUAUGUUAUCCACUCGGCGGGGAGCUUGAAGCCCUUAAAAAGGUUCUAAAAAAAUUGUAAAUUAGUUUUGGUAAAGUUUAAAUUAUUACGCAAAAUUUUUGUAAUUAUGUACAGAGGUGAUUCUUAAAUCGUAUAUACCUGGUGCUAGAUUGGACUCAUAGAGUUGAUAUUUACUGUGGAUCUUUUUCCUCAGCAAAUUCAUUAUUUUCGUGGAUACUGCAGUAAUUGAAAGCGAGAUCGCCAACGCGAAGUAAAUUUAUUUAGAUUCCACUUUCAAAGCAGUUUUCCCCGCAAACCAAAUUCUAUCGUUUUUUUUUCUUGUUUUUGUUUGGUUUAUCUCUUUUGAGAUGGAUGGCCCCAUGAUUUUUUUGUUAAAGAAAAAUAUGCAUUUAUUGAGAAAUGAUAACGAAAACUCGGUGUCACAAAAACGUGGGCUGUUUGAUCACCUUGUUUAAUUUUUAUGUAAUAUUUUAAUUUGCUGGUCCAGGAAAAUUUUAAUUAGAUUUAUUUAUUUUUGAUUUUAUGGAAUUCAAUUAAAUUGGACCUUUUGUAUUUUUUUUUUUUACUUUACACGACCAAGGAUUCAAUCAUUGUUAUUGACUCCCUGGAUUCUGCAAACUGUGUAGCCUGAAGAGUUCAUGUGCCAGUUUGGUCAGUCUGAUGUCAUUCUCCUAUUAGGCCUGUGUUAGUUCUUCGGUGGGGGUGGGGGUGGCGGAAUGCCGGUUACAUCAGCCAUGUUGCUGGUGGGACCUGUAUAAGCUUUGGAUAGAGUUGAGGACGAAAUGUUUCGUGUGUGCUCGAAGUGCUGGGCAAGUUAUUAUUUUAUCGAAGAAUGAUCUCUUUUGAGAUGGCGAACAACACAGUGCCGCAAAAACAUCGCAUGGACGCAAGGGCCUCAUGGCUACCGUCCAUGCAAAGUAUGCGCUCAACAAUGCGAGCCACGGGCUUGAUGAUUGAUUGAGGCAUGCGAAAAAGGCAGCAUCCCUGGCAAGCAGCUCGCUAAAACUCCACCCAGGUGGGCAAAGCCGGGAUGCGCCUAAAUUUUGACGGACGUCUCCAAAACAACUUGGAUUUUGGCCAAUGCGAGAAUUUUUUCGGGUUUCUUCGUGUCUUUGGUUUUCUGGCUUAAUUUUUGCGGCCCCUGUUACCCCCAUCGAUUUGUUCUGCUGGAUUAACAUGAUUUUUGAGCAAUUGUUGGAUCCUAAUCUUUACUAUCCUUCGACCCAUUCAGUCACAAAUCGGACUUGUUGCAUUAGUACUCUAUUUUUAGUUGCCUGUUGAACAAAAUACUGCCAAAUGAUUAGUAUUAUUUGUGUAAUGCGUUGCUUUUAUUCAGCGUGCCAAAUUAUUUUGAUUUCUAUUCAGGCAAAAUUUGAAAAUCCACCGAGAUGAAAACAGAACUUUCAAGACUUGCUUCGGUUCAAGUUUCUGACUUACAUUUUUGUGUAUUUUGAAGGCAGUACUGCGUGAGUGCUAUGACGGUGUGCGUAUAAUUUAUAUGUAUAGAUCACGAUAUAUAAUGAUUUUCUUAAGUAAAAAAGAUUGGAAACGCGCACAUUCUCAGCAGUUAUCUAUAUUUCAAUCGAAUGCCUUGAACGUUCGCAAACCUAUGAGAAAAUCAGCUAUGCAAUUUAAAUGAUUUCGUUUUCUACGCUGAUUUCUUGUCCAACUAAUUUUUAAACAUGUGUAUGAAUUGAUGAAGAAAUGUUAAUUUAGAGUGACAGAAAGAAAGAGAGGUUUGGCAUUGACACUUGCAAUUUGUAUGCAAAUGUUGCGGACGACGAACAAACAUCCAUGACAAUUAUUAUUUGAACAGUAAACACACAGAAAGAUAAUAAAUGUGCCAUUUUCCAUAAAAUAAAA